AGUGGGAUGGAUCCUGACUACUAAAGAGGAAGAGGGAGAGAGAGGGAGACUGAAAAAGAGAGCGAGAGAGCAAGAAAUGGGGGAGUGGUGGGAGAGAGAGAGAGAGAGAGAGAGAGAGAUAGGAAGCGAAAAGGAGAGUGAAAGGCUCCACACGGCAGAAUAUAAAUCUGUAUGUUAACAGGACUAAAGCUGGAGGUCUCGAAACGGCUUUAGUGGUUAUGGUGGUGGGGGUGGCCAUAAAGCAUCAAGAGGUGGUCUUCCCUAUUGACUGAGGAUCUGUGCAAAUAAGGAAGUGGAACCCGUGGAUGCUGUGAACGCCGGUUGUCAAGCACAGUGGUGGGCUGGUCGGAGGUCUCUGACCCCCUCAUUUUCCUUUCUGGAAGAAAAGAGAAGAGCAAAAGAGAAACGAGAGGAAAAAGGAAGGUGGCAGCGAGGGACCAGUGAGCCAUUUCUCUCUUUAUUACCUCCAUUCACAAAACCAUUGCAUCCCAUUAUCAUAGCGAUGUAGAGGCAUUCUCUCUGAUUAGAGGAGGAAGGGUCCCAUUGACUGCUGAGGCUUAGCACCUCUCUCCAAACGCCAGCCCUUUUCAUUGCAGCCCCCCCCCCCAUCUCUCGCCUCUAUCCUUACGUCUGCUAUUUUCACUGUUCUUCUCUCUUUUCUUGUCCCUUGUAUUCUUUUCCCUUUUCACACCACUCAGGAAUCAGGAGGCAUUGCGUUUUGGUAGAAGUGGGUGUUUCUGGAGCUGUCAUUGUGUUUGGUGCCGCUACAAAGGACAGCUGAGCAGGGAGUGAGAGAGACAGCUUUGGAGAUAAUAAAAUAGCAGCCUGAAAGAAAAGGGGGGGGACCUGGGACUACAGGAACAGCUGACAACCACUGGAAGGUGAAUUGUGAUGAAAAGAAAACUGUUACAGAGACUGACAACCAUUUUAAGGUAGCUAUUUAUUGAGACCAUUACCACUUCUUGAGGCAAUAAAGAAGCAGUGUGCCAAACCAACACUGCCGGUUGGGUUCUGCUAUUGCUGUUGCUAAGCAAAAUCUUUAACCUGAAGUUCUUGGGGAGUAUUGAGCAUCACUCUACAGCCAUGAAAGGAAGCUCAGAGGAAAGCAUUGAAAGCAUCAGGCCCUCCAACCUGCAAGCUUUUGCUAACAUAUCCACCCUACAUGGCAUGAGUCACAUAUUCGCCUAUGGGCACAUGACAUUCCGUCGGUUUCUAUGGACUCUUUCCUUCCUUGGCUCACUAGGGUUAUUGAUGCUGGUCUGCAUGGAUCGAGUGUCAUAUUACCUGGAGUAUCCUCACGUCACCAAGCUGGACGAGGUGGCGGCGACUAACCUCACCUUCCCAGCUGUUACUUUCUGUAACCUCAAUGAGUUCCGCUUCUCCAGAAUCACCAGAAAUGACCUCUAUCAUGUGGGAGAGCUCCUGGCCCUCCUGAAUAAUAACUAUCAAAUAGCUAACCCACACUUGGCUGAGCCUGAAGUUCUGGCUGCCCUGAAGGAUAAGGCAAACUUCCAGAACUUCAAGCCCAAACUGUUCAACAUGACUGAUUUCUAUAACCGUACAGGUCAUGACAUCAAUGACAUGCUACUGCAGUGCACCUUUCGAGGAGAGGAUUGCUACCCGGUGAACUUCACCACAAUUUACACACGCUACGGAAAAUGCUACACAUUCAACUCGGGAUUAGACGGCAACCCUUUGUUGACAACGUUAAAAGGUGGCACCGGGAACGGCUUGGAGAUCAUGUUGGAUAUUCAGCAGGAUGAAUACCUGCCUGUUUGGGGAGAGACAGAUGAGACGUCCUAUGAGGCCGGCAUAAAGGUACAGCUUCACACUCAGUCAGAGCCUCCUUUCCUCCAUGAGCUGGGCUUCGGGGUCGCCCCCGGCUUCCAAACGUUUGUUUGCACCCAAGAGCAGAGGCUUCAGUACCUCCCUCCGCCUUGGGGAGAUUGCAAGUCUACUCCUAUAGACUCUGAAUACUUCUCCACAUACAGCAUCACCGCCUGCCGCAUUGACUGUGAAACCCGGUAUCUGCUGGAGAACUGCAACUGCAGGAUGGUCCACAUGCCUGGGACCUCAACAGUUUGCACACCUGAGCAGUACAAAGACUGUGCUGACCCAGCUUUAGACUUUUUGGUAGAGAAAGACAACGAUUUCUGUGUCUGUCAGACCCCCUGCAACAUGACUCGCUAUGGCAAGGAGCUCUCCAUGGUUAAGAUCCCCAGUAAGGCAUCUGCUAAAUAUCUGGCUAAGAAAUUCAACAAAACUGAGCAAUAUAUUGGAGAAAAUAUAUUGGUUUUGGACAUCUUCUUUGAAGCACUGAAUUAUGAAAAGAUCGAGCAAAAGAAGGCCUAUGAAAUUGCAGGGCUUCUCGGUGACAUUGGAGGUCAGAUGGGACUGUUUAUCGGAGCCAGUGUUUUAACAAUACUGGAAAUAUUUGACUACCUAUAUGAGGUGUUUAAGGAUAAGGUUUUGGGUUACUUCAUACGCAAGAAGCGACCACAGCGUUGUCAGAGCGACAAUCUGGAGUUUCCAGAGAACCCAACCAGCCCUGGUGUCACGCCUAAUCAUGCCCCCAGAGCACCUGUGACACCCUCCGGAGUCACUCGGACAGUCUCGGAUUCACGCCGAACAUGUUACCUCGUCACCCGACUCUAGGCAACUUUGAGGAGUUUGCUUGUUGACAACAUAAAGUAGGGGUUGGGGGUGGGGUGGCACAUCUGGGGACUUGACAGCAAACUGUGAAAUAAUGUAUGUAUUUAACAGAAAAUGGUUGAGUGUAUAACUCAAAAACGUAUAGUAGAGUUUAUCAAUGCCUGAAUAGAAAUAGAAUACUAUCAUCAGAAGAAAAAGAGACCACUUCCAAACAGAACUCAGGUUUAACUGCCAUGUCAAGGCAUCAGUGUUAAUUUAUUCAUGUUUCAUUUUGUGGAUUUGUUUUUCUUAUGCAGUCACUUUAGAGUAUACAACCAGUGAUGAUAAAUGUGUCCCAAAAAAGGGUUUUGACCUGUGUUGAGAUGAAUUACAUAGUACUGUUGUGCUAGUUUUGCUGUACAUCAAUCCAAAAAAAAAAGAUUCCUGUGGAUUGGUAUGUGUAGCAUUGCAGUUUCUUAUCAGUGUUACGCCUCCAGCAUCUAACCAAUGCUGUAUCGAGUGACCUUAUACUUGUCACCGGUUUGAACAGGAGAGCCUUUUUAGAAAUCUGCUCGACUUUAAUGAGCUGAUUAUUGGUUAAAACCUGAAUCAAAACACAAGACAAGUGCUUAAUGUUGCCUUUUGCUACUAUGAGGCUUUGAAUUGUCUCAUUAAUUAGACGACUGUGCUUAUUCAAUUUAAAAACAGUAAAGGAACUUGAUUAUUUGUAUACAUACAAGUAUCUAGUUUUGUUCCAUGUGGAUACUAGGACGACAGAAACUACAGAAUUGGAUGUUUUUGUUAACUUUAGUCACUUUUUACAUACAGUAAGGGUGCAAAAAGAGAGCCAGGAGACCAUGUUUAUUGUUUCUUUAUAUCUUUAUAUAGCUGACAUUUCAAUUUUCAUUGUUUUCCCAUUAGUGUUGCUGUGCUGACUGUCACAAAAAUAAAUGCUAGCAUGCAGCUUGCUGUAAAAGUUAGUCCUUAUUUACAUUGAAUUCAUUAGAAGAGAAACAAUCAGGCUUUCCUUUUUGCCCUUUUUAGUAAUUCUCCACAAUGUAUUUUUUAUUACUGUGUCUUAAAGGUGUCCAUCAGCACAAUUCCCUGUGAUAGUAAUCUAUUCUCUAUGGAACCUAAGUAGAGUUUGAAAGGCUUGAUGGUGACAUUCCUAAACUUGACGGAAAUUUGUAAAUACUCACAAUCAAAUGCCAUGAAGAAAUUCUGUCCCACUCAUGUGAGAAAUUGGUCAAAUAUAUAUCUGUAUAUGUACAUAUAUCUAUAUAGAUAUAUAUAGAUAAAAAGUGUUUCUUCAUCUGUUCUUACAGCAGAAGGAAUUUGGACUUUCUAUCUGGGUGGACCGUAAGUGUCUUUGAGUUUCUGGUGAUUAUAACAUGACUGACAACUAAAUAGACUUUAUUAGAUACAAGAGAAUUGCCUCAAAACAUCAAAACCACCGUGCACCUCAGACCCAUUCAGUUCAGUUGAUUUAUAACAGAAAUGCAUUGUACAAUUUUACCAUUGUGCCCUUUUAUUAUUAUCAUUAUCAUUAUUAUUAUUAUUAUUAUUAUUAUUCCAGAAACAUGUAAUAAGUCACAAAUAACAGUUUGUGAUGUAUAAAUGAUCAAGUAUAAUAAACUCUAUAUUUACCCAUCUUACUCACGUACACAACUUUUCUUCUUAUCUUCGUGUGAGUCUACUUCCUCUAUUGGUAAUGUUCACUCCUUGACACUACAGUUAUGGACUUGUAGAUACAUAUCCUCACUAUAAAUACUUUACUGAGAAUUAAGAGGACAGUUUUGUUUUUUAAAUGUGAAACUUACAAGUAUAAUGCCAAUCAAGUAAGUGGUGUUCAUAACACUGUAGCUUUAUUACUCUGUUGUCUGUGUAUUAGAUGACUGUUGAUGUGAAGCACAAACCCUUGGAGAUCAGCCAUCACUUGAAAGCCAAUGACUGGCCGUCUAUGGUUGCGACUACCUUUUAUGACUCUAGUUUUAACUACACACACUGUUACACACGUGGUGUGUUCACUGCUCCAACAUUUACAGGAAUAAGAGAAAUCACCUUGUGAAGAGACUUUAUCCAAAUGGAAAUUUUACCUUUCAGGAAACAAAAAAGGAUGAAUCAGUGGCAUUGUGUCAUGAGCAAUAAGUGCACUGAAUCAUACCACCGUUAUCAAAUUGACAUAAAAAAAAUAUAUUUGAUUUGGGAUCCCCAUUUUCAAUUCAUGACGUAUUCAACAGCUGGAAUGGAUGUAGACUGAACAGCUGCCAGCUGCAACACAGAUGUAUGAUAUGAUGAUUGUAUAUUAUCCAUCAUUAGCCAAAUAAAGGGACACAAAUGCCAAUUCAUGUUACACAAUGAUGCUAUUCUGAUGAUGCUGCAUUGCCAUGAUAAUUUUGAGUGUGUGUGUCAUGUUGUCGGGUUAAAAAGCAUAAAAAUGACCCAGCAUUUACCGCAAACUGUGGAUGAAGGAUUUGUAAAAAUGUCCUGGGUCUUUACCUCUCUCUCCCCACCCCUGCCUUACUACCAGUCAAAGAACAGCAGAGUGUAUGUGAACUGGCAGAAACUAUUACUUAACUGUUUGUGCUCAUUAAAGUCCUCAAUUGAUAUUUACUGCAUAGUUAUGGCCAAGUAGAAAUCAGUAUUCUAUAUAUUUCUGUCACCCAACACCUAAAUUUUAACUAUUUUAUUCUAACAGUUAAUAAUUUAUGUCACAUCACCCAUUUUCUUCUUUGCAUGACCAUUGUGUAUUCCUAUUAUCUCUGGUCUCUUAAUGUAAUCUAAGAGAGCCAUGCUGUUCACUUUGUAAGGUCCAAAAUGUAUUUCUGGAGCCAGAUGAAUCAAAAUAGUGUUCUCCACAUCAUGUGAUACAAUGUCUUGAAUCUUUAUAACAUAAAAAAUCCUUGUCAAACCAGGCUUGGGAUCAUGCAAUACUCAAAAAGAAAGAUAUUAUGCAGAUGUGGAAAAACUGCAAUAUCUUUCUGUCAAUUUUUAUGGAUUAAAUAAACAUAAUGUGGCUUGAAGCGAAACUAAAACGUGCCUUCAAGACUGGUUCUUACAAGUAACAUCAAGAUUUCAUGCGCACAAACAUCUGGGGAACUGAACUUGCUUCAUCUGGCUCUACGUGCGUUAUGUGCAUUUUAUUGUAGAUAUGUGAUUUUAACUCUGAACUGUACAUUAAAUAGUUAAUACACACUUCA
Molecule: messenger RNA, 5831 nt
Organism: Siniperca chuatsi (mandarin fish)
Lineage: Eukaryota; Metazoa; Chordata; Actinopteri; Centrarchiformes; Sinipercidae
Gene: asic1c
Product: acid-sensing (proton-gated) ion channel 1c
Exons: 11
Coding region: 1084-2655 (523 amino acids)
Biological process (GO): sodium ion transmembrane transport
Cellular component (GO): membrane
Source: RefSeq, a predicted model, not a curated record